This is a messenger RNA of Stomoxys calcitrans (stable fly), 1169 nucleotides long. RefSeq names its product ras-related protein Rab6. Bases 278 to 919 code for a protein of 213 amino acids. NCBI's taxonomy places the organism in Eukaryota, Metazoa, Arthropoda, Insecta, Diptera, Muscidae. The transcript has a single exon. The record is from RefSeq and is a predicted model, not a curated record. Gene Ontology annotation, molecular function: GTP binding; GTPase activity.
UAUAUGUUCAUCAACUAACAGAAAAAAGAAAAUGAAAAAUAAAUUACACAUAAUUAUUUCCCAUGCCUAAAGAUAGAUUUGGCCGGCAAAACCGCAAAUAUGUAUAACAAAUAAGGGCGUGCUGUUGAUAUUAUUACCACAAUAUGCUCCGCAAAUAGCCCAUGCUAUAGAAUUUGAGAGCUAUAUCAUAGCUAAGAAAGCCUUGCAGUUUUACUUUUAGCGUGUCGCAGUCCGUACACAUUUAGUUGAAGUUGAUAAAUUUUAAGUUAAACCAACGAUGGGGUCCGGUGAAUUUAGUAGUCCUAUGCGGAAAUUCAAACUGGUAUUUUUAGGAGAGCAGAGUGUAGGAAAAACUUCUUUAAUCACGCGUUUUAUGUACGACAGUUUUGACAAUACCUAUCAGGCCACUAUUGGCAUUGAUUUUCUCUCAAAAACUUUGCAUCGUGAUGAUCGUACCAUUCGAUUGCAACUAUGGGAUACCGCCGGCCAAGAGCGAUUUCGUGCUUUGAUUCCAUCUUAUAUACGUGACUCAACAGUGGCCAUUGUAGUCUAUGAUAUUACGAAUACAAAUUCAUUCCAACUUGUAUCGAAAUGGGUGGAUGAUGUCCGGGCCGAAAGAGGUAGUGAUGUCAUUAUUAUGCUGGUGGGGAAUAAAACAGAUCUAAUUGACAAAAGGCAAGUUUCAACGGAAGAAGGAGAAAACAAGGCGAAAGAGUUAAACGUUAUGUUUAUAGAAACCAGUGCAAAAGCCAGCUAUAAUGUAAAGCAGUUAUUUGAUCGAGUGGCUGACGCAUUACCAGGAAUGGAGGACUUGCCCACAAAUACAGAAUAUAAAGCCAACGGAAUAGCAGAAGAAAUCCAAUUGAAAGCAGUUGAUGCAACUGAGGAAGAUCAACGUUCAAAUUGUUGUAAAUGCUGAAAGCUGCUGGUGUUAUACACUUUUUCGAUUUCUUUGCAACUUUAAACUGUACAAGAUUAUAUACCAAUUAAAAUAAAAACAAAAUACUUCCCGAAACGCUAGGUUAUACUGACCAGAAACAAAACCGACAUUCAAGGCGUAUUUAAUAAGGUGGCCGCAUCAGCACUGCUGAUUGAAUUUGAAUUCAAAAAUGAUUUUUGAAUUCGCCCUAUAAAAAUUUAAACUUCAAAAUAAAUAUUUUAUAAAUAGA